Centruroides sculpturatus (bark scorpion) is the source of this 5181-nucleotide messenger RNA. RefSeq names its product probable phosphorylase b kinase regulatory subunit alpha. The record is from RefSeq and is a predicted model, not a curated record. NCBI's taxonomy places the organism in Eukaryota, Metazoa, Arthropoda, Arachnida, Scorpiones, Buthidae. Gene Ontology annotation, cellular component: phosphorylase kinase complex. Gene Ontology annotation, biological process: glycogen metabolic process. Bases 117 to 4709 code for a protein of 1530 amino acids. Gene Ontology annotation, molecular function: calmodulin binding. The transcript has 42 exons.
GGGAGACGAUCGUCUGGGUUUUGAUGUUGAAGGUCGAAUUUAAAAAUGGAGAAGUUUUAUUAAAAUAUUUUAAUUAAUUCUUAAUUGUAGAUUUUAGAUUAUAAAACGCCGACAAAAUGAGGAGCAGAAGUAAUUCUGGAGUUAGACUCGAUUAUUAUCAUAGAAUUGUAACAAAAACUAUUUUAGAAAGACAGAAUCCAGUUACUGGUCUUCUUCCUUCAGCAAAUAAAAAUGAUCACGUGUGGGUUCGUGACAGUGUUUACUCUAUCAUGGCUGUGUGGGCUCUAUCCAUGGCCUACAAAAAGAAUGCUGACCUUGAUGAAGAUAGAGCAAAGACAUACGAACUAGAACAAAGUUGUGUAAAGUUAAUGAGAGGUUUAUUAGGCUCCAUGAUGAGACAGAAAGAGAAAGUGGAACAGUUUAAAGAAACACAAAGUCCAAUGGAUGCUCUUCAUGCUAAAUUCAGUUCUACAACUGGAGCAACAGUAGUUAAAGAUGAUGAAUGGGGACAUUUACAAUUAGAUGCUACUUCAUUAUAUUUGCUCAUAUUGGCCCAAAUGACUGCAUCUGGUCUUCAGAUUAUUUUUAACUUAGAUGAAGUAGCAUUCAUUCAAAACUUAAUUUUUUAUAUUGAAUCUGCUUAUUGCAUACCUGAUUACGGAAUAUGGGAGCGAGGUGACAAAACUAAUCAUGGUCUUCCAGAAUUGAAUGCCAGUUCUAUUGGGAUGGCAAAAGCAGCUUUAGAAGCAAUGGAUGAGCUAGAUUUAUUUGGUGGACGAGGAGGACCUUCAUCUGUAAUUCAUGUAUUAGCUGAUGAAUCACAAAAGUGUCAUGCGGUGUUACAAUCAAUGUUACCAAGAGAAUCAAAUUCAAAGGAAGUCGAUGCUGCACUUCUUUCAAUUAUAAGUUUUCCUGCCUUUGCAGUAGAAGAUCCAGAAUUAAUUGCUUUAACUAGAAAUACCGUUCUUGAUAAAUUAAUGGGAAAAUAUGGAUGUAGACGUUUUUUAAGAGAUGGAUAUAAAACAGCAAGAGAGGACCCUAAUCGAUUGUACUAUGAACCGUGGGAAUUAAAAGUGUUUGAAAAUAUUGAAUGUGAAUGGCCAUUAUUUUAUUGCUAUUUAAUUAUUGAUGCUUGUUUUUGUGGGGAUCGAGAAGCUAUGGAAAAAUAUUCAGAAUUGUUAGAUAAAAUACUUGUCAAAACUGAAGAUGGACUGAAAUUAGUACCUGAAUUGUACACUGUGCCAGCAGAGAAGGUUAAUGAUGAAUACCAACAUCCGCAUAGUCAGGAUCGAGUUGCAAUUGGAAAAAUUCCAUUUAUGUGGGCUCAGUCUUUAUAUAUUGUUGGUAGAUUGUUACAAGAGGGUUUUCUUGCACCUGGUGAAUUGGAUCCACUGAAUAGAAGACUGACAUCAGAAAAAAAGCCUGACGUUGUUGUACAAGUUGUAAUAUUAGCUGAAGAUAAUGCCAUUAAAGAGAAAUUACGCCAGCAUGAUAUAACAGUUCAGACAGUUGAUGAAUUGGCUCCUAUUGAAGUGCAGCCUGCCAGUGUUUUAAGUCAUAUAUAUGCAUAUUUAGGAUGGAACAAAAAACUGAUGCUUUCUGGCAGACAAUCAAGAGAUGUUGGUUUGCUCAGUACUAGCAAACUUUAUACACUUCAAGACAAAAUAUUUGCUUUUACCCCACAGUUUGUUGACCAACAAAGAUUCUAUGUUGCAUCUGAUACCGAUCUUCUGAUUGACAUUUUCAAGACAGAAAUUGCCUUCCUGAAGACAAGUUGGCAUAUUUUAGGACGCCCCAUCGUUGUUCUACCUCUCAGUUCCACCAUUUUAGAAAAUGACAAAGUCCCUGGAGCAAUGAUUUCCACAAUUAAGAAAUUAAAAAGUGGUUACAUUAAUGGUACUCGAGCUAAUUACGAGAGAGAGAACAUCCACGAUUCCUCUCCGGCCAGCCCUACCAUCGAGUUUGCAGAGGGUGGACAGAGUCCUCCAUACGAAGAAGAAGAAGAAUCCUGGGAGUCAGAUCUCGCAAAGAAUCGUACUAGGACCAUGUCUGAAUUACAGUUUGAUAAAGGUGUUACUGGGGAAGAUCUCAUCAACAUGUUUAAAGAAACUGAAAUAUUAGAAGAACAAGGAGAUAUAUUACACUAUCUUGUAGUUACAAAAGGUGUACAAUGGGAUACGGGUCUUGGUACUCCAGAUAAUCAGAUUAAAGUUAGAGAUCUGCUUAAAGUUACUUACGAAAAGGCUUGUCAUGAAAAGAAAUGGAGUCUUGUUAGACAUAUUGCAGGAAUGUUAGGGAAAAGGGUAGAAGAUCUUACAAAAGCCGUAGCUGACUUAUUAGUUUAUUUGUGCAGUUUGAAACUAACUCGUCUAAGAGCUAAUUACGAGAGAGAGAACAUCCACGAUUCCUCUCCGGCCAGCCCUACCAUCGAGUUUGCAGAGGGUGGACAGAGUCCUCCAUACGAAGAAGAAGAAGAAUCCUGGGAGUCAGAUCUCGCAAAGAAUCGUACUAGGACCAUGUCUGAAUUACAGUUUGAUAAAGGUGUUACUGGGGAAGAUCUCAUCAACAUGUUUAAAGAAACUGAAAUAUUAGAAGAACAAGGAGAUAUAUUACACUAUCUUGUAGUUACAAAAGGUGUACAAUGGGAUACGGGUCUUGGUACUCCAGAUAAUCAGAUUAAAGUUAGAGAUCUGCUUAAAGUUACUUACGAAAAGGCUUGUCAUGAAAAGAAAUGGAGUCUUGUUAGACAUAUUGCAGGAAUGUUAGGGAAAAGGGUAGAAGAUCUUACAAAAGCCGUAGCUGACUUAUUAGUAAGACAGAAACAAAUUACUGUAGGAAUGCCGCCUAUGAAUGAAUAUACUAUAACACGACCUUUACCUUCUAAAGAAUUGCGAAAUAUCAUACAUAAAGCUCACGACUGUGAUCAGAGUACAGCAAUGCUCACGCAGGAACUUUUGGUGUAUUUGGCUAUGUUCAUUAGAACUGAACCACAGCUAUUUCAUGAAAUGUUGCGAAUGAGAGUUGGCUUAAUUAUUCAAGUAAUGGCUUCUGAACUCGGACGCUCUUUAAAAUGUUCUGGUGAGGAGGCUUCGGAACAUUUAUUAAACUUGAGCCCGUUUGAAAUGAAAACGUUGUUGCAUCACAUACUUAGCGGAAAAGAGUUUGCAGUGAAAAGCGAUUCAUCUGAUAAUCUAAAAAUAUUCUUAUUUCAUGUUUUAUUAGAACUAACUCGUCUAAGAGCUAAUUACGAGAGAGAGAACAUCCACGAUUCCUCUCCGGCCAGCCCUACCAUCGAGUUUGCAGAGGGUGGACAGAGUCCUCCAUACGAAGAAGAAGAAGAAUCCUGGGAGUCAGAUCUCGCAAAGAAUCGUACUAGGACCAUGUCUGAAUUACAGUUUGAUAAAGGUGUUACUGGGGAAGAUCUCAUCAACAUGUUUAAAGAAACUGAAAUAUUAGAAGAACAAGGAGAUAUAUUACACUAUCUUGUAGUUACAAAAGGUGUACAAUGGGAUACGGGUCUUGGUACUCCAGAUAAUCAGAUUAAAGUUAGAGAUCUGCUUAAAGUUACUUACGAAAAGGCUUGUCAUGAAAAGAAAUGGAGUCUUGUUAGACAUAUUGCAGGAAUGUUAGGGAAAAGGGUAGAAGAUCUUACAAAAGCCGUAGCUGACUUAUUAGUAAGACAGAAACAAAUUACUGUAGGAAUGCCGCCUAUGAAUGAAUAUACUAUAACACGACCUUUACCUUCUAAAGAAUUGCGAAAUAUCAUACAUAAAGCUCACGACUGUGAUCAGAGUACAGCAAUGCUCACGCAGGAACUUUUGGUGUAUUUGGCUAUGUUCAUUAGAACUGAACCACAGCUAUUUCAUGAAAUGUUGCGAAUGAGAGUUGGCUUAAUUAUUCAAGUAAUGGCUUCUGAACUCGGACGCUCUUUAAAAUGUUCUGGUGAGGAGGCUUCGGAACAUUUAUUAAACUUGAGCCCGUUUGAAAUGAAAACGUUGUUGCAUCACAUACUUAGCGGAAAAGAGUUUGCAGUGAAAAGCGCGAGAAGUGGUAUUAUUUCUUUAGCUCAUACUAAAGCUAGCAAGAGAAGUGCCGUAGACAAUUUCGUAGGUAAAGAUGUUCAAGACGAAGUCGGAACGGAAUCCGAAAGACACGGUCAGUGGCUGAGGAGAAGACGUCUGGACGGAGCAUUAAAUCGCGUUCCGCGCAACUUCUAUCCUCAAAUCUGGAGCGUAUUAGAGAAGUGUCAAGGAUUAUCGGUGGAAGGAAAAGUUCUCAACCAGCAAUUAACCGGGGAGAUGACGCCGGGAGAACUAAAAUUCGCCCUUCAGGUCGAACAGGUUUUAAACAGCAUACCCCAACCAGAAUACAGGCAGUUAAUGGUGGAAGCAUUGAUGGUGUUGACGCUAAUAGUCGAACACAAUGCCGUGCAGUGUCUGGGAGGGAUAAUAAACGUGGAACAUCUCGUACACAAAGCCAAUCAGAUAUUUCUAGAAGACCAGAGAAAAGUGGACGGAGACGGCACGCUGUGUUGUGCCGCAAAAGAAUCCGAACGGGUGAGCGCCUGUGGCGGGGCGGCGGGAAUCUGCCAGCACUUCUACGACAGCGCACCCAGCGGCUGUUACGGAACCAUGACCUACAUGAUCCGGUCGGUGGCCUCCACGCUAAACUGUUUCCCGAAGGACGAGGUGGAUUGCACCAUCAGUUGAGAUAAAAUUAUAUUAAUAUUCGUUUGAACGAAAAAGAAAUAAUUUAAGAUGACUUUGCAGUAUCAAAUUCGAAAAAUCAUACUUACGUGUAUAAAAAAAAAAAAAUCAAAUUUGCAUGAAUUUUCCCAACAUCAUUGAAGAGUUCCUCAUCUAGAAAUUUUAUCAGUGUUUUUUUUUUUUUCUAGAAGGGUUGUUCUGUAUAUACUUUUCUUUGAUCGAGAAUCAAACGAGAGAUCAGUUUCUUUUUUUCAUUCGGGCUUGUUUAUAUUUUAUAUCAGUUUUUAGUCCUUCAUUUAUGUUGUUUAGGAAGAUACAUUUACUUAGUGAUUUGUGUAUAUUAAAAUUUUAAAGCGUAUCCUAAGAAUAGUGAUUUUAAUUUGAAAAUUAGUAAUGAAAAUUUCGGAUAAGAGCCUUACUAACGUGCUAUAUUCCCGAAUUAUAUUGUUAUUUAUGUAAAAAAAAAAAAGAAAAU